Messenger RNA from Penicillium concentricum, 372 nucleotides. RefSeq lists its product as uncharacterized. Bases 1 to 372 code for a protein of 123 amino acids. Lineage: Eukaryota; Fungi; Ascomycota; Eurotiomycetes; Eurotiales; Aspergillaceae. The record is from RefSeq and is a predicted model, not a curated record. The transcript is spliced from 2 exons.
AUGAUUUCUUCCUUCCCAACAUCUACUCUCCCUCCUUGUCACGAAAUCCUUCAAUUGGACCAACCCAAGCUAAAAGUGACAGACCCUUACCAAAUCAGAGCUCCGAAUAUUGAGGAGAUUGAUCUGCUCAUGGCCCUCCGUGUACGCGGAGGGUCACGAGCAAACACUCGCCGAAGAGUCUACGAGGAGGCGUGUCAUGUAAUGGAGUCAGUGCGAGCUCUACUGAGCCUCGCCCGUGCAAACCGGUGCGUUGAUGUCACUCUGCUUUGCCAGCUGGAGUCGAGGAUGCAGGUUCUCCUGAAUCAAAUGGGUCAAGUGAUGGCCCAAGAGGAGGCAGAGCGCGAGAUCUGGAGAAUGGUCGGUCAUGUGUGA